Molecule: messenger RNA, 3334 nt
Organism: Nezara viridula (southern green stink bug)
Lineage: Eukaryota; Metazoa; Arthropoda; Insecta; Hemiptera; Pentatomidae
Source: the annotation of a GenBank genome assembly
AUGGUAAUCUUUCUGUCUAAGAAAGGGCCUCGUGAGAGCGACCUCUACUUCGGUGACAAUGCGACUCAACAAAGGCGCACGAUUACUUCCGCCAAGUGGCACGGACCUCCGAUCGAAUUUCCUCGUCUUCUUCGAGAAAACGCUGCCGUGACUGAUAACUCUGGCGCCGUCCUCCUUUGUCCGUCACCUCCAAGUCUGAUUCUGGCCCAAGUGGCAGUAAACGUUUAUCGGAAGGACAAGUCCCGGGUAUUUCAGACUGACCUGAACUAUGGUAUGCUGAAUCCCGCGGACGGAGUUAUGCUUUUAAAACAGGGAUUUUGGGCCACAAAAAUCAAUUGGCGUUACUAUUUCCGAGAAAAGCCUUAUGAGUGUACUUGGGAAGGUUGUACUUGGAAAUUUGCUCGCUCUGAUGAACUCACUCGACACUUCCGAAAACACACAGGGCAAAAACCAUUCAAGUGUCAUCUAUGCCAACGAUCCUUCUCAAGAUCGGAUCAUCUGUCCCUGCACAUGAAGCGACAUUAGUCUAUUUAUAUAUCAAGCUUUCUAAAGUACAAAUCACUGUAAGAAACAGUUUAAAAAUGAAGUGUAGUAAAUAAUACACUUGAUAAACAAAUUGUGUUAUAGCACAAUACUUAUUGCAUUUUGUCCACUUUUUUCCUAGUGAAAUGAAACAUAUUUUAUUGACUCCAAUGUUUCUAUCCACCAUAGACCAAAAUUAGCAAGUAUUGCUAGCUCUGUUAACCAAAAUAGUAGUUGAUAUUUUUAAAGAUUUGAGAGUUUAAUAAUGCCCGGUAAGGGAAAGACAAAAAAAAUCACAAUCCUGUUAUGUUAUUUACUUAAACUAGAAUAUUUUUAGUAAUACAGACUUAUACAGCAUUGAAUAUCAUUUUUAGACUUAUCAACUGUUGAUCUUAUAGAUUUUUAGUGGUUGUUGUUUUAGAUAUUAUCUCAGAAUUCAACAUUAAAGUCUAUCUAAUAAAUGGUUUAAUCUCAUGACACCUUAAGUAUAUAUAAACUUGACAUUUUUCUUCUAACAUUAGUGUAUCCAUUUCGUUCGUCUAAAGAUAUCAUUUACGUUUUUAAAAUGUUAAUAAUAAAUUUAGUUCUUUAGCAUUAAGUUAAGCAGCAUAAUAAUUUCAUUGGAUUGCUUUAUUGGUGCAUUUUUAUUUUCAGUAAAAUACUUCAUUUAAUGGAGUUAUUUAAUAGUUUUAAUAGAUAGUAAAUAUAUCAGAUGCUUAGUUUAAGUUAUAAAGGGAUUCAUGGGUAUUAAUUAUUAUAUUUAUUGUACAGGAAUCAUGUGAAUAUUGUGAUUAUGUAAAUAAAUAAAUUUUUAUUGAAAAAGGAAGGGAACCAAUGUUCAGUAAUAUAAAUGUUUGAUAUUGUUAAAGAUUUGUUGUGUUAUUUGUUUUAUGUAUAUUUUUAUAUAUUUAUAACAGAUUAAAUUUAUUAAUAGUAUUUAAGGAGCUAAUACCAAUGUCAAAAUAGGGCAUUACAAAUGAAAUUAAUACUUUGGAAUAUUCUAGAAUCAUCUUCAUAUUUUUAAAAUAAAAGAAAACUUAUCAAUUGUAAAGAAUAAAACGACUAAAAAGAGUAAUUAAAUUAAGACAAGGUUAUUUGAGUUUGUAUUAACAAUAAAAUAGCAGUAAAAAAUUAUAUGUACAUUCAAUAGUUCAGUUUAGGGAUGUUGUGAAAAUAUAUGAUAAUACGUUACGUUACAUUUGAGAAAAGUUUCAUUGUUAAUAAGAAAUUAUUUCUUAUAUCUGUGUCUUGGUGCUAAAAGGGUCUAGUUAAAAGAAAAUUUGGUUUUCAUGAGAGCUUCGACUCCUUACAAGACGAUUGUGAUAGUUAAAUCAUGCAAAGCGUCAUAGGUUAGGUAAUUUUAUAAAAUAAUUUUUAGUUUUUGUGGGAAAACAACUAGAAUUGAUAUUCAGAAGAAGUUCACAACUUGGGUUAUGAUAAGUUAACCAUUACUUUUUACUUUAUUAAAAAAAGAAUUUUCAAAAUAAAUACAUUUAUAAUAUUGAAUAGGAGGUGAGCUUUUACUUAAGUGAAACAAUAUAUAAAUGGUAUAUUCCAUAAAGGCUGCAAUUGACAAUUUAAAUGUGUACUUUUUAAAUCAGAUUUUGUGAUCUUUUCUAUUUAUUCACAUUCAGGUUGUUAAAUAUUUGUCUCCUUUCUAGGUGUAAAACUUUUAAAGGCGCUAAUUUCUUUCUGUUUCAUUGUAGAUUUAUAAAGAAGCUAAAUAAUUAUUCAGAUAAAAAUGAGCAAAAAUUGUAGGUUUAAAAACUGUUGCUUACAAGAUUUAUAUCUGCUGUACGACCAUUUCAUUUCAAAUAAUCCAAACUAAAUUUAAAACUAAAUCUAUGGCCAUGGAUUGCCAUAAUUUUUCAAAUAUUUUUUAUGUAAAAUCUGAGAACAGGGGCUUCAUAUCCUGAGCGAUUUGAUAUGAAUUGACCUUUUGAUUAUAUGAUUAACUUCAGUUAUAUCAUAUCAGAUGAAGUGGCUAUAUGCUAUGACAAAAAUCUGAAAUCUUAACCUCCAAAAAAUUACAUAAAAUUAAAGUUAAUAUUAAUCUCUCUAAUACAAUUUAUAAUGAGAAAACGUACAGUUGAACCUCUAUUUAUUAAAUUGAAUUGUUUCUAUAAAACAUUUAAAGUAUAAUAAUUGAAUUUUUUUUUAAUCCAGAGAUGUACCUAAUUUAGUUAGUUUUUUUUUAGGACUAGAGGGUUUCUUAUUAGAUUAAAAGUAAAUAACAUGAAAUAAACAAUCAAGGACAUGUGUUUAUUUAUGGAUUUUUAUUUAUUAAAUUAUUUAUUUUGUGCAAUGAUUAUUAUUUACAUAUGAACUAUGUUCAUAAAUAUUAAAUAGAAGAAUGUAAUGAUGCCAUACUUUUGUAAUAUCCACAAAAAAGUUCUUAUAAUCCUACAUCUUACAGACCAGCUAACGCCAUACUCCAACUUUACAUUUGAAAAUAAAAUAAAAUACAUUGGUCUCUAAACAUGCUUGUUCAAGACUUCUAUCUGAUGACAUUAAUGAAAAAAUAUAUUGCUAAACAAAACAUAUCAUGUUCGGAGGAGAUAAAAACCCCCAAAUUUAACAAGGCUCGCAUCUAUGGUUGAUUUAAAAAUAAAUGUUAUUAAGCCAACUGUGUUCUAAUAAUAAAGCUGUUUUAAGAAUAACAUUUUUUAAUUUUACUUUUUGGUCAAUCCGUUUGUUACACUAUUCGUCCUACAAUGCAGCAUGGCUUGAGUACCAAACGAGGGUAAUCAGAGGAAAUUUACUGAAUGUCAAAACGAAUGAAUAUAAUGAUCGAUCCUUUUUUUUUUCUAAU